CCAGCAGGUUCUGUCUUUCUGUCCAUCGUUCUCUCCAUCACAUGCACACCUGCUUCCUCUUAAUUUCUCCUCACACUUUCUCUUCUCUCUCUGUCCGCUCAGUCUCUCUCUCCUCUUCUCUCUCAGUCUGCAUCCUGUAGCCCUGAAGUGCAGUCCUCCCUCUCUCUCUAUCGCGCUCUCUCUCUCUCUCUCUCUCUCUCUCUCUCUCCAUCGCUCUCUCUGCACCACUGUUGGAGGAGGAGUCACUGACACACACACUCUCUUUCUCACACACAACCUCUCUCACACACAGUCUGUGUGACCAGCCCAGCCAGCAGCCAGCAGGCCCGUUUCAGAGCAGGGAAGCCCAGGAGAGACCUAUCCCAGGAUGGAUGUACUGAUGAAGGGGUUCAGCAUGGCCAAGGAGGGGGUGGUGGCCGCUGCGGAGAAGACCAAGGCUGGGGUGGAGGGUGCAGCCGCUAAGACCAAGGAGGGUGUCAUGUAUGUAGGUUCAAAGACAAAGGAGGGAAUGGACGCAGGGGUAAACAUAGUUGCUAACCGCGACCAGGCGAACAUCGUCGGGGACCCCACUGCUGCUGGAGCUGACCUCUUACAGGGAGGCAUGGAGAAUACCGGACAAGCGGAGGAGCCUCAGCCUGUAUACGAGGCAGAAUAUGGUGGAAUGGAGCAGGGAGGAGGAGGAGGAGGAGAGGGCUCUCAGGGCGGCUAUUAGUCAUUCCAGGGACCUCUUCUCCCCAGCCCUCCGUUGGUCCCUUGCUCCCCUCGCCCUGCUGUUCCAGACUUCCAGAUGUUCUACUUAUUGUGACUUGAUGGAAUCGAACCAGAUACAGACUCUUCCAGAUAACUCUAUACGCCUCCUGAUACCCCAUGAGACCCUCUUCUGCCCCCCCACUGUGUUCUGCCCCGUGUAGCUCCCCGCCUUUGUGUCGUUGCUGUCAUGUUGUUACCCCUGGUGUUAUAUUCUCCCUCACACCUCCCAAUACCCUAGAGACCUGCGUGCGCGCACACACACACACACACACACACACACACACACACACACACACACACACACACACACACACACACACACACACACACACACACACACACACACACACACACACACACACACACACAGGGUAGAUGUUAGCAGCCGAUGGCUAGAAAUAGAUGUCUGAAAAGGACCCAGGUGUGUGGAUAUCUGCCUUCGUUGGUGCUCAUCAAAAGAGAAGAAGAAGGAUUGACCAGAUCUGGGCGUGACCUUGUGAUGCUCAGAGCGUGCGGUUAGGGUUACCACAUCACCACAAUUCACAAUGUUCCAGCAAGCCGCAGAAUUAAUGCGGCAAAAAUAGACGUUCAUCCAUAAUACGUCGAAAUCCAAAAGGAAACUCGAGCCAGCAGACAGCUGCGAUGAUUAUUCAGGAUGACAGAACCACAGAGAGAUCAUAUCUGAUUGUAGUGUGUGUGUGUGUGUGUGUGUGUGUGUGUGUGUGUGUGUGUGUGUGUGUGUGUGUGUGUGUGUGUGUGUGUGUGUGUGUGUGUGUGUGUGUGUGUGUGUGUGUGUGUGUUAGACUCGUCAGGGGGUUGUCAUAGAGUUCGGAGAGGGUUAGGAGAGGGGUUAGAGAUGGUUAUGGAUAGAGUUAGGAGAGGGUUUGGAGAUGGUUAUGGAUAGAGUUAGGAGAGGGUUUGGAGAUGGCUAUGGAUAGAGUUCGGAGAGGGUUAGGAGAGGGGUUAGAGGGUGUGUGUGUGUGUGUGUGUGUGUUAGACUCGUCAGGUAGUAGGGCAGUUCAGGAGUGUUCUGUCCACAAGAGGCUGCUGUAGGGACCCGUGCAAUGAACAGAGUGUGUGUGUGUGUGUGUGUGUGUGUGUGUGUGUGUGUGUGUGUGUGUGUGUGUGCGUUUGUUGGGUAUGUGUGUGUUAGAGUGUGUUUGAGACAUGCCAGAAAGCAAUACACAUGUUCUGUUAGUUAGUGUGUCCCGUGUUAGAAAUGACAUAGUCUGAGAGGAAGAAAGUUCCUGCAAAGACUGGGAAUCACACAACAACAGAAGCUAUCAAUAUACACAGUACUUUACAGUGGAUUUGGUCUAGCCUGGGUUAAGUCUGGGUCUAGUUCUGGCCUGGGUUAAGUCUGGGUCUAGUUCUGGCCUGGGCUAAGUCUGGGUCUAGUUCUGGCCUGGGUUAAGUCUGGGUCUAGUUCUGGCCUGGGUCUGCUGGCAGGGUUGGAAGGGAUGAAAGCAGAACGCGAUAUCUGUGGAUCCUGAUGUUGUGAAGGGAAAAAACCUUGUCAUAGUAAUACCACCGAGCAAUAGUCAGACAGACAGGGGGUUGUCAUAGUAACACCACCGAGCAAUAGUCAGACAGACAGGGGUUUGUCAUAGUAACACCACCGAGCAAUAGUCAGACAGACAGGGGUUUGUCAUAGUAACACCACCGAGCAAUAGUCAGACAGACAGGGGUUUGUCAUAGUAACACCACCGAGCAAUAGUCAGACAGACAGGGGGUUGUCAUAGUAACACCACCGAGCAAUAGUCAGACAGACAGGGGGUUGUCAUAGUAACACCACUGAGCAUUAGUCAGACAGACAGGGGGUUGUCAUAGAAGAGCAUCCCACACAGGGAACGAUUUUUGAUUCCAACAAAAAGAGUAAAUGGUUAACGACAGCUGCUCCUGUCGUCAACCAUCUCAGCCACUCAGAACAGGCCUGGGACAGAGUGUGUGUGUGUGUGUUAUUUCUUUGAGACCAAUGGAAACUAAUGACUGCAUGUUGCCUUAUUCUGCACUCAAAUUCACACACACACACACACACACACACACACACACACACACACACACACACACACACACACACACACACACACACACACACACACACACACACACACACACACACACACACACACAGCACACUCAUAAAGCACACAAACAAAAACAUAAACACUCCCACACCACGUUGUAGUUGGCAUCGAAGCGGACUUGCUGAUUUUAUAAACAGUACCAGUGAAUUAAAGACGGUUUUGUUGAAAUCCAAA
Salvelinus fontinalis (brook trout) is the source of this 3011-nucleotide messenger RNA. Its product is annotated as synuclein-like. NCBI's taxonomy places the organism in Eukaryota, Metazoa, Chordata, Actinopteri, Salmoniformes, Salmonidae. The record is from RefSeq and is a predicted model, not a curated record. Gene Ontology annotation, biological process: chemical synaptic transmission; synaptic vesicle endocytosis; synapse organization. The transcript is spliced from 6 exons. Gene Ontology annotation, cellular component: axon terminus; cytoplasm; neuronal cell body. Bases 368 to 712 code for a protein of 114 amino acids. Gene Ontology annotation, molecular function: cuprous ion binding.